This is a messenger RNA of Halichondria panicea, 2739 nucleotides long. Its product is annotated as sortilin-related receptor-like. Bases 69 to 2594 code for a protein of 841 amino acids. Gene Ontology annotation, biological process: post-Golgi vesicle-mediated transport. The record is from RefSeq and is a predicted model, not a curated record. Gene Ontology annotation, cellular component: Golgi apparatus; membrane. The transcript has 15 exons. NCBI's taxonomy places the organism in Eukaryota, Metazoa, Porifera, Demospongiae, Suberitida, Halichondriidae. Gene Ontology annotation, molecular function: protein binding.
GCACUAGUCAGUAAACCCAUAGAUAGAGUAUCUAUGAUAAAUCGCAGUAAACAAACCCUGAAGAAAAAAUGGCUGGUAAAUACACUGGUUCAAUUGUGCUGCUGAUCUUUGUGUGUGUAUCUACGGGCACGGAAUUCAAGCUCUCCUCUCAGAGGAGUAGGAUACAGUCAGUUUGGAAAGACAGAGCUGAUCAGCCUAAUGUUGUGCACCUGGAGAAAAGUGAAGUCAUGCAGCAGGUUUCAGCCAUACGUGCCAAACGUCAGAGUGGCUUAGAUCCGGCCAUUGAUGGCGACCACUUAUUCAAUGACAUCAACAGAUACGGUCAAAUCUACUAUUCUGGAGUCGACACCAGUUCAGUGAUCAUGGUCCUUACGUACUCCCUAACCAAUUUGUACACAGUCGCUACAUCAAACUUGUACAGGUCAACAAACUAUGGCCGAACCUUUGACCAGAUUGACAGCCAGCUGGACUCGACAGUUUCUAGUGGACCCACACUGUGGUACAACUCCCACUUUGGGAGUAUCACCAAAAAUCUGGUGGUGUUUUCUCAUGCGAAUCAACCGAAGAUAUUUUACUCCACUGACGAGGGAUCCACUUGGAAUUCGCGAACAUUUUCCAUCUCCACGAUUGAUAGCAGGACUUUGAUCUGGAACACACGACACGACCGAUGGGCUCUCGCUCAUGACAUCACAAAUAACAUACUAUACCUGACACAAAAUCUGGGCGAUAGUUGGAUAAAGUUGUCUGAUAAUGUUGAAUUGCCUUUAUUCGACUACCAAUGGGGAAACCCCAAGUAUUUUGAUGCCACUUCAGUAUUCUAUAAUACCUACAACCCAGCCGAUAGGCUACGUGGAAAUUUCACUGUUGGUCUGUAUGUUCAAUCUCAUCCUUACAACAAUCCCAUGGAGGUUGAUCCUAACCUUGGUCGUCAUGACGCCUUUGUGACGGUGGGGCCUUAUAUCUUUGUACAGAAGACAGACAAUAAUGUUGCCAGCCUGUAUACCAGCUACAUCAAAGCUCCCUUUAAGAAAGCAAUGAUUCCAGCCGAAGACCCUCACCAGACCUAUUAUGUAUCUCAUAUUGACGAGCUACAAGCAUUGGUGAUCGUGGAGCAUGAAAGCAAUCAGAAAAACUUGUAUCUCUCGGAUGCUACUGGCGUAUUUUUCUCUCUCUCCCUGCCUGAUCUGGUUUUGGAGAAUGGAAUAUAUGAUUUGGAAUUGAUUCAGGGACUGAAUGGCACCCUAAUAGCCAACCAGUAUGUGAGGGCAGAUCCCAGUCAGCUGGCGGAUACCAAACGCACACUGAUCACUCUGGACAAUGGCGGUAACUGGGAACUAGUCACUCCACCAGACAGGUACCAGAAUAGCACCACUGUCAACUGUAACCCUCCCGAGUGCUCCCUGCACCUGCACAUUAGCACUACAGAGUAUUCCAGACUGGGAGUCUUCUCUCUGGACUCAGCACCCGGACUCAUCAUAGCCCAUGGGACAAUUGGGAACCAGUUGUCUGAUGAUCCAGACCUGUACCUGUCUCGAGAUGGAGGUUUAACUUGGGAGCAGACUUUGGUGGGCAGUUGGGGGGUCAACGUAGCCGACCACGGUGGACUGAUAGUGGCAGCCAGGGACUACCAUCAGCAGUCUUCCACUGACAUCAUGUACACGUGUAAUGAGGGACAGAGUUGGCAAGACUUCACAUUCUCCUCGCAGCCUAUGACAGUUUUCGGUGUCAUCACUGAGCCUGGGGAAUACACCACAACUGUCAGUCUGUAUGGCAUAAAGACAUCCGUCUCCCCACGUGUAUGGGACGUUGUGACGGUCAACUUCACGGCUAGUUUUGAGAGAACCUGCAUCGCAACUGAUUUCUACAUCUGGCAACCUUGGGACGAUCGCACAGACACUGACUGUAUCCUUGGUGCUGAUGUCAGCAUUGAGAGACGGCUGCCCAACACCUGCUGUUUGAUUGGCACAGGCUAUGUGAGGACAGUACUGGUGACCACGUGUGCAUGUACUGAGGAAGACUAUAACUGUGACUAUGGAUUCAAACACUCUGAUGGAUUUGUUGGCCCAUGUAUUCGUGAUCCUGAUGUUGCAUUGGAUGACCCCUGCUUGACUGACGGUGUAGUUAGCUACAUGAAGUCAACCGGUUAUAGAAAGAUCCCUGGUGACAUUUGUGAGAAAGGAGUGGAGGAUACAUUUAAGAAACAGCCAUUUCCAUGCUGCAAAUCUGCACCAUCAACAACUAAAAAUCCCUCCACACAAUUCCCUACGACAACCGAAAAGCCCUCCACGCAAUUUCCUACUACUGAUGAAGCUUCAGAUCCUCUCCGUCAGAAGUAUGUUGUCACGGUCUCUGCUCUAGCUGCCCUGCUGGGUCUUGCUGUGCUGCUCGCCCUUGUUCUGGGUGUACUUGCAGGGGUGUUCGCAAUGAAGCACUCUAAGGCUAAACGUCAAUUCCUGCGAUUGGCUACCUCUGGUGAUGGAAUGGGGAGUGGUGGAAUCUCGUAUGUAAGAGACACAGACAGACAAGUGCUUCUUGGAUCAGGAGCUAAUGAUCAGGAUACCGAUAGUGAGGACGAGGAACCGUUAAAGCUGUGAACCUGCAAGUUACAACUGUCAGACUUCUUCUUAUUUCUGUAAUAAUUCUUAAUAUUGCAUGUGGAUUGUAUAAUUUUUAUGUACUGUAUUGUGAACGAGUAGCUUAACUGACUUCUGUGCUAAAAACUGUUGCAGCAUGUUCAAA